Messenger RNA from Symbiodinium sp. CCMP2592, 672 nucleotides. The record is from the annotation of a GenBank genome assembly. Lineage: Eukaryota; Dinophyceae; Suessiales; Symbiodiniaceae.
AUGUAUAUGUUGCGGAUCGCAGCAUUCCGCGGCCUAAAAGCAGGACUCUUGCGUUCCAAAGCCAUGGCUGCAGUGCAAUGGGAGUUUUGCCGUGGUGUCCGGCCGACCGGAGACGGCGUCUCCCUGGUGGAGCAGGCGUGGCAACCGGUCACGAACUACGAAAUGAUCCUUGGCCUGGACAACGGGCGGGAAGAUGAUGGGUUUUGGUAUGAAGGGCAAGCGUGGCAUUGUCUCACUGCAGACAGCUUUGAGAUGCGGCUCUACCAGUCCCUCACGAACCCGGCCAACAACAUCAUCGUCCGGCCCAGGCGUCGCUACAACAUCAUCCUGGAAGUGUACGCCUCCAUCAUCCGAGGAACAACAUGGGUAAGGUUUCAGGCGAGAUACAAGGCGACAAACAAUGUGGCUGCAGACAUACGGAUCCAUGGGGUGGACGGCAUCUCCUUUUACGAGUUGCAGUGGUACCUCCGUGACAGCAUCAAGCCUCCUGAAGAUGCGGCCUUGCAGAUCAUGAGCACAGCGCACGAUGAGAGGGUUAUGUCUGUGUUUGACUGUAUGCUGUAUGUUCGAGGGUCAUCACAGCCAAAUUACAAGCCACGUUAUCGCAUCCUUGAGAAGACGGAGCCAGGAGAGUGCCGCCUCAGGGAGUUUUUCCUACCGGUCACGGACUAG